Molecule: messenger RNA, 2091 nt
Organism: Kluyveromyces marxianus DMKU3-1042
Lineage: Eukaryota; Fungi; Ascomycota; Saccharomycetes; Saccharomycetales; Saccharomycetaceae
Gene: APC2
Product: anaphase promoting complex subunit 2
Exons: 1
Coding region: 1-2091 (696 amino acids)
Cellular component (GO): anaphase-promoting complex
Source: RefSeq, a predicted model, not a curated record
AUGACUAAGAGCGAAGAUGAACUCAAGCUGUUGCAUGAAGAGAUCGUACGAUCUGUAUCUGGAACGUCAGAAGAUGAGAUAGACAUUGUUCUUACAUGGCUUCAGCCUGAAUUCCAACCACAAAUACCAACACUCCGGAUCAAACAGUGUUUGAAGGCACUAUUAGAGCAUAUGGACGAAAAGACGAGGUAUAUGAUACAAGAAUACUAUAUGACGAUGAUACGAACACAUUUUUUUACCCACUUCAAGGAUAUCGUGCACUGGAAAGAGAUGAUGAAGCUCGAGAAGUUGUAUGUUUCGAAAAUGGAGUUUUUAUUUGCUGGCGAUUACGACUCCGGUUCCGGGUCUGAGACGUAUUGGAUUAACAAUGAGAUGAUUCUGUUUAAGAGAAUGCUCAUGAAACAUAAUUCAGUAUUCAGGGACAAUUACCAAGCGAAGCUGGAGGGUCUGAUUCUUGAUGACGAUUUGGAACGGUUCGAACAGAUGUAUCAGUGGCUGGCACCUGCAUGUAACGGUCAGGAGAUCGAGUUCAAUGUAAAGAUAAUUAAUUUGAAGGUUGAUCAGCUAUCAAAAAGAAUGAUGCAGAAAAGGAUGGACGAUCGGUAUCUGGUGAUGAACACUUACAACUGUUUCAUCAAAACGUUUUGGUCCAAAUUCUCCAAACUGUUGAUAAACCAAGAUGACCACGAGUUGACAACAACCAUUUACCAGUCGUUUGAAAACAAUUUCAUUUGGUACAAGUGUGAUGAGUUUUAUACGGAUAUUGUACCAAGUUUUCCUGAAUCGCGGAACUGUUUGUUGGAGUUCAGAAGUAUUCUCAAUAAGGACAUUAAGAGUGUGGGUACAAAAGUGUUAGAAACCUUAUAUCACGGAUUUGUAUCAAGGUUUCUCACAUCCAGUCUAUUAACAUGUGAGAUAUUAUGUUACUAUAUCAAAACGGUCAAGUGUCUAAAAAUUAUCGAUCCGAUGGGCAUGUGCCUUAGGUCGCUAUCAAAGGCUGUCAGGAAACAUCUCAACUCUAGACCUGAUCUCAUUAAGAUAUUGGUGAUAGGACUUUUCCCCUUCAAGAUGGAGGAAGGUAUCCAGCUCUUGGCCAGCACUGAUAACAGCCUGGUGCAUUACCAAAAGUUGGAGCAGUUUUCGAAGGAGCUUGGCGAUUUUUCUAUGGGACCAGAACUGCCGCAGGCGCUACCAUGGUUCAACCAACAGCACUUACCCAGAUGUACCUACACGGGAAAUGACGAAGUAUUGCUGCAGUAUUUGAACUGGGUACCGAACCCGCCAAAGAUAAAACUAGACGUAGAGAAUUUCGAGGACGCUGACGCUGACGAUGACAUUAAAUAUGUGCCGCCAACGGACAUGAUACAAGUUCUACUAGACAUUCUCAAAUCAAAAAGAGCGUUGGUAGACGAUAUCUUAGGAGUCUUGAGCACGAAGUUCAUCGAAGCUGAAGAAUAUACAUUGGACCCAGAAUGGCAAAAGAUCAUGGAUAUCCUAUUGAAUCACUUGGAAGUCACCAGACAAGGUACAGUUACCUCAGAAGAAGAUGAUUUGUCGCAUCUAAAUGACGUCGAGGUAAUGCUAAAGGACUUGGCACUCAGCAGCGAGCUUCGUACCCAACUUUCCAAGACGAACAGCCCAUUUUUCCAGCGUUUCCCCCACAUUAAAAUUCUUUCCAAGUUGUAUUGGAGACACUAUCAAAACACAAACGGGAAACUCAUAACAACAAGCUACAAAUGGAACAACCAGAUGAAGCCAUUGGUACAAAAUCUCAACAAAGUGUAUGAAAGUCUAAAUAUCGGAAGAACUCUAAAGUUCGAUGCUGGUUCUAGUAGUCGCGUCACCAUGAAUUUGAUCAUGAAGUCAGGUUACACAAAGAAGUUUAAGGUGAAAAUGGAACAGUACUUGGUUCUAUCUCACUUCCAAGAUGAAAGUGACCAAGUAAUGCCCGUACCGAUCCAGCAUUCCUUGAAAUCACUCCAGGUUUUGACAAGAAUACCAACUGAAAAGCUUCAGGACAUCCUAUCGUUCUGGGAACGUCACGAAGUUCUUGUGCAGGACGCAAACGAAAUAUAUAGAGUCAACGAAUGA